Messenger RNA from Aegilops tauschii subsp. strangulata, 1851 nucleotides. Its product is annotated as NAC domain-containing protein 71. Lineage: Eukaryota; Viridiplantae; Streptophyta; Magnoliopsida; Poales; Poaceae. Gene Ontology annotation, biological process: regulation of DNA-templated transcription. Gene Ontology annotation, molecular function: DNA binding. The record is from RefSeq and is a predicted model, not a curated record.
UUAUGUUCCAUUCCAAAUCUUCCCCCCCAAGCUCGAGCCGCCGCCGCCGCCGAUCAGUCGAACCAGCCCCCUCACUAACCAAUCUCCCGAGCGCCCGCUGCCCCCCGACCUCAAGCCCCCGUUCGUGAAUGGACCACGGCUUCGACGGCGCGCUCCAGCUGCCCCCGGGGUUCAGGUUCCACCCCACGGACGAGGAGCUGGUGAUGUACUACCUGUGCCGCAAGUGCGGCGGCCUGCCCAUCGCCGCGCCGGUGAUCGCCGAGGUCGACCUGUACAAGUUCGAGCCGUGGCGGUUGCCGGAGAAGGCGGCGGGAGGAGGGCCGGACGCCAAGGAGUGGUACUUCUUCUCGCCGCGCGACCGCAAGUACCCCAACGGGUCGCGGCCGAACCGCGCCGCCGGGACUGGGUACUGGAAGGCCACGGGUGCCGACAAGCCCGUGGGGUCGCCCCGCCCCGUGGCCAUCAAGAAGGCCCUCGUCUUCUACGCCGGCAAGCCCCCCAAGGGCGUCAAGACCAACUGGAUCAUGCACGAGUACCGCCUCGCCGACGUCGACCGCUCCGCCGCCGCCCGCAAGAAGUCCAACAACGCGCUCAGGCUGGAUGACUGGGUGCUCUGCCGAAUCUACAACAAGAAGGGCGUCAUCGAGCGGUACGACACGGCGGACUCCGACGCCGCCGACGUCAAGCCGGCGCCGGCGCCGGCUGCCAAGAACUCGCGGCCGGGCCAGUACCACGCUGCUGGGCCGGCGAUGAAGGUCGAGCUGUCCGACUACGGGUUCUACCAGCAGCCGUCGCCGCCGGCCACGGAGAUGCUCUGCUUCGACCGCUCCGGGUCGGCGGACCGGGACUCGAACUCGAACCACUCCAUGCCGCGCCUGCACACGGACUCCAGCUCCUCGGAGCGCGCGCUGUCCUCGCCCUCGCCCGACUUCCCGAGCGACAUGGACUACGCGGAGAGCCAGCACGCGGCCGGCCUCGCCGAGGGAUGGCCGGGCGACGACUGGGGCGGCGUCAUAGACGACGACGGGUUCGUCAUCGACGGCUCGCUCAUCUUCGACCCGCCGUCGCCGGGCGCCUUCGCCCGCGACGCCGCCGCGUUCGGCGACAUGCUCACGUACCUGCAGAAACCGUUCUGAAUGAACGCGGCAUCCGUCAGACCCCUCUUCCUUAGCAGCCCCCACUAACAUGUUCGUCAGGUCUCGUGUAAUUCGGUUCAGGAAAACUGAUUAGGCGUGCAAAGCUUCCGAAACCUAUGCAGAUUAGAGGAAACUUAGUGAGGAUUAACCCGCACAAAUCUGAUACCCCUAGAUCGACCGAUCGAUCGGGGUUCGGAUGCAGAGUUUUCCCAAACUUAUACGUACAUACCAGGUGUUAGCCUCGUCAGGUUUUGGAUGGCAUUUGGGCGACUUGGUACAAGCUAGGAUCGUUGUACCAUGUGCCCUGCUGCCCCUGCUCCUUUGGCUGCCGCUUGGACAUGGCAAGCAUGCAUGGUCAGGUAGCCGUCGGGUAAUAUUUCAACUUUUGCUGUGGUCAUAUUGGUAGAUUCCAAAUUAGUAGAAAGUAGAGGUCAUCAAACGAGAGAAUGAAACCGAAGUUUUGGGUUCAGGAGCUGUGGAUCGUGUUGUGUAGCUAGUGUAGAGUUGGUUCGGGUUAUUAUUUUCUUCUCGAAGGACUUGGUUCAGUGUCGUGGCAGCUGGCUGACGCUUUUAGGUCAUGUUGUGUCAUGUGUAAUUGUAAUUGCGAAGAUGGUGUGAUAGAGUCGCUUUCAGUGGUGGUCACUCGGGUGACCUGGAAAUCCAAUUUUGUAAUGCAAUUAUCGUAAUAAUUAAACAGUGAUGUCAAUUGUAGUUA